AUGUCCUACUCAAGAGCCACAAUACGUCCACAUCCCGUAGACCAACGAGAGAAAGACUAUCCAGGCUCCUCUUUUUUCGGCCUUCCCAACCGACACCUCCCCACCCUAGUAGAAGUAAGGGCUCGAUCUCACGACGCGCCUAGAGGUCCUCAGCCCCGGUUUCUCGUAUUCGACCAUCUUGACUUGUUCGUCAAUUUCGGUCCUUGCUUCAAGGUCGCAGAGGCGCAGUGUCUGCGGUUCAUUCAGCAGACCUUCCAGGGGAGGGUCCCCGUUCCGGAGGUGUUUGGAUGGCGCGUUGAUUGCGGCAACUACGUGUUUAUCUACAUGGAGCGGAUACAAGGGCAGAUGUUGCUGGACCAGUACAUUGGUUCGUUUGAUCAGCAGCGACUUCUAGACUAUGUCUCCCAUUUAUUGCCGGAAGCCGGCCCCUUCGACAGCAUAGCAGAAUUCAACGACUGGUUUUCCAAUAUACCGCAGGCCCGGCUUCCUCUAUCUAAAAUAUAUAAAGACCGCUUUAUACGUGCUGUUAAAAAAGUUGCAAACCAAUCCCAUGGCCUGGUGGGUCUCGGUUGGACUGGACGAUCUCCACCGCGCUUGCAUCUAUAA
This is a messenger RNA of Aspergillus campestris IBT 28561, 606 nucleotides long. RefSeq lists its product as uncharacterized. Lineage: Eukaryota; Fungi; Ascomycota; Eurotiomycetes; Eurotiales; Aspergillaceae. The transcript has 5 exons. Bases 1 to 606 code for a protein of 201 amino acids. The record is from RefSeq and is a predicted model, not a curated record.